This is a messenger RNA of Lathyrus sativus (Indian pea), 714 nucleotides long. NCBI's taxonomy places the organism in Eukaryota, Viridiplantae, Streptophyta, Magnoliopsida, Fabales, Fabaceae. The record is from the annotation of a GenBank genome assembly.
AUGAAUCGUUUGCAAGUUUCUGCUUUCACUCAACGGAAACGACAAAAAGUGUCUGAGCCGGUGUUGACAGAUGAAGAGCGCUUACUCUUUAACCUCAUAAGUAGCAGGGAAAACAUAGGGAUCUGGACUGGAGACAUGAAAAGAGAAACAAAGCUUCCUACUACUGUGGUCAAUAAAUCCCUGAAGACACUUAUCUCCAAGAAUAUGAUAAAGGAAGUUACUACUAUUCAAAACAAAGGUAGAAAGCACUACAUGGCAAAAGAGUUUAUGCCUUCCGAGGAAAUCACUGGUGCUCAUUUUUAUAGUGAUGGGAAACUUGAUAUCGAUUAUAUAAACAGUCUAAAAGAUGUGUGCUUGAAAUGCAUUUUCAUGCAGAAAGUUUCCACAUGUGAUGGAUGUUUGGAGUGGAUUAAAAGGAGUGGAGUCUUUAAUACUGAAGUCACUAAAAAACAAAUGGAAGAGAUUUUGCAAACUUUGGUUUUGGAUGAUGAGAUCAUGCAGAUGAUAAGUACCGGACAAGGGGAUUUUGCAUCUAUUCCUGUUGGCAAAACUUGUUACAUAAGCAAAAGCAAAGGUGGAGUUAGAGGGGAAAAGAAGACUGCUGACUUGACUUCCUUUCCAUGUUUUUCUUGUCAAAGAAUGAGCUUUUGCACACCAGAUGGCACCAUUUCUCCAGCAACAUGUGUCUAUUAUCAGAAAUGGUUAGAUUUCUGA